GUUUAAGAAGCUUUGUUCUUAAAAUUAAAGCCUCAUCCCCGAGCUCGGGUCUAACAUUUGGUAUCAGAGCCCAUUGUUCUGCAUCCCCAAGGACCACAGCACUUCCCUCAAGCUUUCCCUUUUCCCCUUUUUUUACCACCCCUUUGUUCGCAGCCCAACCAUGUCAAAUGAAUCUCAGCCCAUGUCUCAUGAAGAACUCGUUGCAUCCAACGCCGCCUUAAAGUCCCAAGUAGAGUACUUGGCCAAGGAGGUAGCUAAGCUCACCAAGAUAAAGCUUAGCACCCUUCAAGGAAGUGAUCAUGAGGAUGAUGCUAGCACUAGUAGCACCACCAAGGCCAAAACUAAUGACGGGUCUGAUUUCAAAGUGGACAUCCCGACCUUUGAAGGAAGGAAUGACCCGGACGAGUUUCUAGAGUGGCUAGAAACGGUGGAACACGUCUUCGAUUUCAAAGAAGUUUCCGAUGAGAAGAAGGUCAAGAUAGUGUCCUUGAAGUUCCGCAAGUAUGCAUCCAUGUGGUUGACCAAUACUUGCACCAAAAGAAGAAGAAACGGUAAGGAACCAGUGUCUACUUGGACUAAAAUGAGGUCCCUCUUGAAGAAGAAGUUCUUACCCGCUGAGUACUUUCCUGAGAAUUUUGCUAAGCUCCAAACACUUAAGCAAGGUUCAAAGUCCGUGGAAGAUUACAACCGAGAGUUCGAGGAACUCUGGCUGAGGUGUGACUUACAAGAAGACGAUGAGCAAACCUUUGUACGCUACCUUUUUGGCUUGAACCUACAAAUAGCCAAUACGGUGGAGUUACAAAACUACGAGACCCUCGAGGAGCUCACCAAGUUAGCCCUCAAAGUUGAGGAACAAAUCAAGAAGUCCAAGUCCCUCUUUUCCAAACCCAACCCUACCUAUGCACGGCCUAACCCAAUCUCCCAAAAACCCACCUAUUAUCCUUCCAAAAGACCCCCUACUGCCCACGGCCAAACCCCCAACUCCUCAACCCCAACACCGUCCAAAAACCCCUCCACCUCCUUCCCCACAAGGGCUGAUCCCAUCAAGAAAGCCCCUAUUUGUUUCCGUUGUCAAGGGCGCGGUCACUACGCUAACGAGUGCCCUAACAAGAAGGUUAUGGCGAUCGUUGAGUGUGAUGAAGAAGAUUGCGACCCAACUUGGGUCGAAGAAGAAGUUGAAGAAGCGGACGAACAAGAUGAGUACGUUGGUCCCGAUGAUGGUGAACUCCUGGAGGAAAAGUUGGAUGGUAGGCUAUUUGGAUGCAUUUCCUGGGCAGGAUAUGGGGGAAUCAAAUGGGGUUGAAGGGUGUGGGUGUGGGAAAAGAGUCUUGGAUUUUUGUGGCUGUUUGUUUAGCCAAGUUGAGGUGUAAGGAAGUGGUAAUUGCAUGGUUAAGGGCUAAGGUUUUUGGUCAGGGAUGGAGGGAGGAAAGGUAAGGAAAAGAAAUAGAGUUUUGGGGU
Messenger RNA from Cuscuta campestris, 1458 nucleotides. The record is from the annotation of a GenBank genome assembly. Lineage: Eukaryota; Viridiplantae; Streptophyta; Magnoliopsida; Solanales; Convolvulaceae.